This is a messenger RNA of Xyrichtys novacula (pearly razorfish), 9158 nucleotides long. The record is from the annotation of a GenBank genome assembly. Lineage: Eukaryota; Metazoa; Chordata; Actinopteri; Labriformes; Labridae.
UUUUCUGUCUCUGCGACAGCAUAAAAGAGUCAUUAUUGUUUUCAAUUUCUGUCCUAGUGAGACAAACCUGAAAGUCCGUCAGGCUCUGACCGUCACCUCAGAACUGGGAGAUAUUUCAAAACUAACGGACUUUGAUGGUGAGGUGACUCCUGAAAAUUUUUCUUGCUUUUAAAUAUUCUAUAAUGAAACUCUUGACUAUUUCAUUAUGAGGCUACUCAUGAUUGAUAAUACGUUGUAAUAGUUACCUGCUACCAAAAUAGAAGACUACCAAUGGUUUGAUAUUCUCAUCAGUGUUCAGUCCCCUUUGGAGACCCGCAUCCACUGAAAAAUGAGAAUGAAAAUGGGAACAUCAUCCUGAAUGACACUUAAAAACAAAGUGAAUUCAAAUUUUGAUAUAGUCAGCCAUAAUUAUGAGAUGAAAAGUCAAAUUUAUGAGAUGAAAAUAAUUAAAGGAAAAAAUAUUGUAAUAAUGAGAUGUAAUGUCAAAAUGAUAGAAAACUAUAUAAUAUUCAUGAGAUAGAAAGUCUUAAUUAUAGGACAAAAAGUCAUAAUUAUAAGAUGGAUUGCUAAAGUCAUGAGAUCAGAAGUCAUAGUUAUGAAAUAAAAAGUCAUGAAUAUGAGAUAAAAGUACAUCAAGGUAGAUUACUACUGAGAGAUAAAGAGUCAUAAUUAAGUGUAGAUGAAGUUAUUACUUUUUUAUUAUAGUAAAGUUCUACAAUCAUAAGUAUGUGAUACAAAAUUUAUAACAAUUAGAUUAAACUCUCUCAAGUAUCUCUUGUAGAUUUGACUUUUGUCUUAUAAUUCUGACUCUUUCUUCCAAUUAAUAUACUACUAUGAUCACUAUUUUUACAUUUUGGAUUUUAUUUUCCCAGAUUGGCUAAGUCACUUUUUUUAAAUCUAAUUGUAGAAAAGUACUUCCAAAGUCUCCGUCUAGUUUUAAAAACUAAAAAUGAAAAAUUGUGAUGGCCAUAUUGCAGAAACCCAGUACAAAACAGGGUUUACCAACCUCUCGUAGUGGUGAGGUGGUUUGGCCUAUUUUUCUGUUCUCUAUUACUGAAUUACAUAACCACAGCCCACCGUGACAUAAAAGACUAGGUGCAGUUUUAACAUUGCAUCAUUUUGCAAUAUUAUAAUUGCUGAAGAUAUCCUCUCAGACCCCUCAGAUUUCUACAAGAGGUAUAUUGACUUGUGUAUCUCUUAGGCAUUGUCCACUAUAAUGAUGUCUUUAUUUUGAAAGGAUUUUCUGCAGAAUGAACUCAUCUCAAUAAAUAAAUGAAUAAUACAUCUGAUGUUUUCCAUUAGGAGAAGUUAUCUGUGAACCCCCAAACAACAAGCUGGAUAAAUUUACAGGAACUUUACUCUGGAGAAACAACAAGUACCCUCUGGAUAAUGACAAAAUGCUGCUGAGAGGCUGUGUGCUCAGAAACACUGAUUGGUGCUUUGGAUUGGUCAUCUUUGCUGGUAGGAGUGUUUUUUUUUUCACCUGUUUAUAACGCUUUCCUCUGACCAGCAUAUAAACACUCUUGAUACCCAUUCUCUGGCAGGUUUGCAAACCAAACUGAUGCUGAACUGUGGAAAGACUACGUUUAAAAGAACAAGUAUUGACAAGCUCAUGAACACAUUGGUUCUGUGGGUAAGACACACAUGUAAGAUACUUUGGUGGAGGAUGCUUCAAUAUGAAAUAUUAUGAGAUCAUUAUACAUUCCUUUGAACACAUUUUAAGUGGUCAUCUAUUGUAUAUUUCAGAUCUUUGCCUUCCUCAUUGGUUUGGGGGUCAUUUUGGCCAUUGGUAACACCAUCUGGGAGAGCUGGGUCGGCAGGAACUUUCAGGUGUUUCUGCAGCGGGAUGAGAUUCGGAGCAGUGCUGUCUUCUCUGGGUUCCUCACCUUUUGGUCCUACAUCAUCGUCCUUAAUACUGUGGUGCCCAUCUCCCUGUAUGUCAGGUAAACACAAACACAGACAUGCUGAAUUCAAAGAUACUGCCAAACCUUUUCUAAAAACAGCUUUCAAGUUGCCCCAUUAAGGUUGAGAUGUCCUAUGAGAGCUCUAUCAAUGACAUGCCUUUGGGAGUCAUGUAAUACAAUAAAGUUGUGUUUGAAUCUUCUUCCAGUGUGGAGGUUCUAAGACUCGGCCACAGUUACUUCAUAAACUGGGAUCAGAAGAUGUACUUUAGGCAGGCCGACACAGCAGCUGAGGCUCGCACCACCUCCCUGAACGAGGAGCUGGGCCAGGUGGAGUUCAUCUUCUCAGACAAGACAGGGACCCUCACCCAGAAUGUCAUGGUGUUUAGAAAGUGCUCCAUAAAUGGACACACAUAUGGUAUGCAGAUUGAUUCUUUGAAUUGACUCUUUGAAUACUAUGAGACUCUUAUUGUGCUUUUUUUAAUCAUUUUGGCAUCUAUGGUACUUUGGCACUGCAGGUAGACAAUGGAUAGAACAGGAAACAGGGAAGAGAACGAAGAAAGAAAUGCAGGAACAGGUGCCACAGGGUGGAAUAGAACCUGGGCCGCCUGCUAUCUGCACCCUGAAAUAGGAUAUCAAUUGCAGUAGUUGAUGCAAAGUUCAGUAAGAAUGUCAGCUAAAUAGUGAGGUAAUGGUAUUACUAACAGUAGUCAAUGGCAGUAAAAAUUAGAGGCAGUAAAAACUUUUAUUGCACCUGAUAAUGAAUGUAAGAUAGCAAACAAUAUGAAGUGAUUAAUGAUUGUGAUGAGAAAAGGAUACUGCAAAUGAUAGUGAAAGUGCUCCUCGUGCUGAGAGCAUCCUUGACUGAUUAGUUAUACUGCACACAGUCUUUCAUAUUUAGCAUUAUGCUUUUAUGGUGCAAAAGCCUGCUGUUCCUUGAAUGCCCCCUUGAGGCUGGCUGCAAAAGCAAACUAAUCCCUUUUUGAUCCCAUGUAAAAAAAAGUCAAUAUCAAAAUUAAACACAUUUACAGUCUGGUUCAAGAAAACUUUUAGAUAUGUAGCUCAAUUAUUUAUUCAUGCACUCCAGACUUCAUUGAGAUCAUAUAAAGGCUCAAAUUUCAACACAAAUUUGCAUUACUAGGGGAACCACAAAGUGGACUGAGUCAUUACUCAAUCAUGUGUCUGCCAUGUUUUAGGACCCCUCUAAACUUGUACUUUUUCUCUCAAAGGUGAUGUCUAUGAUGAGUAUGACCAGAAGGUGGAAAUCACAGAGGUUAGUGAGUCCAUAUAAACAUCAAUGCUAUGAUCUAAGACUAAAAUUAUUGAUAAUAUAACGUUUUUGUGGAUGUGUGUGUCUUCAGAAAAUAGCCUGUGUGGAUUUUUCCUUCAACCCUCUCUGUGACAGAAGAUUCAAGUUUUACGACAGCACCCUACUUGAAGCCAUUAAACUGGAGCACCAUGCUGUGCACGAGUUUUUCAGACUGCUGGCUCUGUGUCACACUGUCAUGCCUGAAGAGAAGAGUGAAGGUAAGAUAUUCAUACAAACCAUCCACUGUAGCAGGAUUAGUGUCAGAUAGUUCUGACUGAUGUUUCUGUCAAUGUGAAGGGAACCUGGUGUACCAAGCCCAGUCUCCUGACGAAGGAGCGCUGGUCACUGCUGCAAGAAACUUUGGGUUUGUCUUCAAGGCUCGAACCCCAGAGAGCAUCACGCUGUGUGAGAUGGGACGGGCUGUCACUUACAAGCUGCUAGCCAUACUGGACUUCAACAACGUGCGCAAGAGAAUGAGUGUCAUUGGUUAGGGCUUCACUUAUAACAGAAAAGCUCAUGAGCAACCAUUAUGUCUCUCUUAAUACAAUAACAGCAUGAUUAAAAAACAAUGUUUGUUUGUUUGUUCCAUAUUCAAGCCUUGCAUGUGAUUUGUGUGAAAUCAAUCAUUGUUGUGUUUGCAGCCUAUGAUCCAUGAUUCUUUUUUAAAUGUAAAAUAACAGGAUAUAAUCAAACAAGGUAUAUUUUCUUGUGUGUGUUUCCUAGUGAGAAAUCCAGAGGGUAAGAUUAGACUCUACUGCAAAGGAGCAGACACCAUCAUAUUUGAGCGCCUGGAUCCAUCCACUGAGGACCUCAUGUCUUCUACAUCAGAGCAUCUCAAUGUGAGGUUUAUUGUAGUCCUUACUUCUACUCAGUUACUGGAUUUUUAAAGAAGAGUCCAUAAUAUGUCUCCUUCAGCAGCUCCAUUCAAAUCAGUAGUGACUUUAGUGACUUUAGCUUGCAUGAGUUUAACUGCUUUUAUUAAACAACAUGUUUUAAAGCUCCCAUGAGAAACUUUUUGUUUGUGUCAUUUUGCUGCCCCCUUGUGUACAAAACAGGCUUUAUUUAUCUGUUUUAAGCAGUGAUAAGCAAUAGCUUAUGAAAAAAAAAUCUAAUCCUACUGACUUUUGAUGGUCAAGUGUAUCAUUCAUCAGGAAUAUUUAUGAAAUUGUAAAAACAGGUCUGUUCCUUUUACAGCCUGACUGACACAGGCAUUAAAAAUUAUUAUAUAAGAAUCAUCAGUACGGUUGCUGAUGGUCUUGUUUGCUUUUGGAUAUCAUGAAAAGGCAUCAAUAUGAAUUCAAAAUGUAAACUUCAAUGGAAAAUUAAAUAUAGCUGUUGGAUAUCUUCUAUUUAGACAUAUUAUCUGAGCCCAGAGCCCUUUAUUUUGCAUUACAAAUCUGUUUGUCGUUGUUGUUCGAUCAUUAUCACUGCAGGAAUUUGCUGGUGAAGGGCUCCGAACUUUAGCUCUGGCCUACAAAGAUCUUGAUGAGGAUUUUUUUGACAUUUGGAUGAAGAAACUUUUGUUUGCCAGCACUGUAAUGGAGAACCGGGAUGAACAGCUGGCCAUGCUGUAUGAGGAGAUCGAGCAAGGCAUGAAGGUAACUCUGACAACCUUUCUGAUAGCAUGCUCCAAGUGCCUCAGGUAACAGGCUGAACAUUGUGCUUGUUGAAGCUUCUCGGAGCCACAGCCAUCGAGGACAAACUCCAGGAAGGCGUCCCUGAAACUAUUGCCCGGCUAAAUCUGGCUGAUAUCAAGAUCUGGGUCCUCACCGGAGACAAACUAGGUAGCAGACAGCCAGGAUUAAAAAAAUAAAGGAAAAGCAAAACAUAUUGAAUAAGUUUAAGCAAAAAAAAUGUUUUUUAUGCCAAACAUUUCAGAGACAGCAAUGAACAUUGGCUACUCCUGCAAUAUGCUGCGAGACGACAUGAAUGAAGUGUUUGUUAUCUCUGGAAACACACUGCUGGAGGUGCAGCAGCAGCUCAGGUGAUCAUUGUUUCGACUCUGCAAACCUCAGUGUCUAUGAGUAAAAGAGUUCAGUAUGAUAAAAGGCAAUAUGAAGCGUUUUUAACAUAUUUUAAACUGUUUCUCCUUCAUCUCCAGGAGUGCUAAUGAGCAUAUUCUUACCCUGAGCCGAGUUCAUGGGGAAAAGACAGAUAGAUCUGCAGAUGAUUCUUUAUUUGAAGAGACCAUUAUUGCAGAGUACGCCUUAGUCAUCAACGGACACAGUCUGGUAAGAUGUUCAGAGUAUGUUCCUGAUAAUUCAGUCCUGCGUUGUGCUUGUUUUGCAUUUUGCACCAGUGCUUGCCUGCAGGAUUUACUUUGUUAAACGGUGGGUGUGUUGCUGUCUGCUGACUCUGCUGACUUUCUAAUGAGCACAGAGCUGCUGAGGACCCUGAGAUCUAUUACACGUAUUCAUUAGCAUCUAUUUCCUCACUGAUGAAUUGCUCUGUCCCUCGGAGGUAAAGCACAACAGCUCAGUGGAGAUGCUACAAUCUGCUGUUGUUUGGUGUUUCCUCUGCAGGUAGUUGACAUUUUAUAAUGAAAGAUCUGAACUGGUAUGAUGUCUGUAUUCUCCCUGUAGGCUCAUGCUCUGGAGCCACAGCUGGAGCAUGUUUUGUUGGAGUUGGCCUGUUUGUGUAAAACAGUGAUUUGCUGCCGGGUCACUCCGCUGCAGAAGGCUCAGGUGGUGGAGCUGGUUAAGAGACACAAGAGGGCCGUCACUCUGGCCAUUGGAGAUGGAGCCAACGAUGUCAGCAUGAUUAAAAGUAGGUCUCAGGAUGAAUUAUACAUAUAAGUUUGAUCAUUUUUCAACUCUUUUGAAGAUGAUUAAAAGAUUCAGUUGCAAAGAAUCUAUUAGGAUGAAGAAUUGUGGGUUUUUUUCCCUCCUCCGGGGCUGAAAUUGCUUCACAUGAUGUUUUCCUGGAGGCCUUGACAGCAGGAGGGGUGCUCUUUAACUGCUGACCCUGACCUUUCUGCCAAGAUAUAAGAAAACAAUAUCUUUUUGAAUCCAUCAAACACUGUUUUUAGGGAAAAUUUAAUGUGAAUUCAUGAAACAUAAAGAACUUAUAUAAAAUAUUAUCUUGCCUGUGAACAUGUGCCUGCAUGUUUGGUAGAACCACAAUUGUGGUUUAACAAUAAAAAAAACAAUUCUUGUGAUCCCUCUUUAGUCAAACUAUAUAUUUUAUUUUUGUUGACUUAAAGAGACACCAAGUGGCAGAAAUAACAACCUGCAGCAGUAAUUUAAGAUCAAAUUAAAAACAUCAACAAACCAAUAUCACACUGACAUUUGGAUCACAUGUGGGCUUGUAAUGUGCUGAAUAUCUAAACAAAUACUCAUAAAUCAUUCAUUUAUUAGCCUCAAAAGACCAUGAUGACUCUAUUCUCCUCCUCAGCUGCCCACAUUGGUGUUGGUAUCAGCGGUCAGGAGGGGAUGCAGGCUGUCUUAUCCUCUGAUUACUCCUUCGCUCAGUUUCGGUACCUGCAGCGGCUCCUGUUGGUUCACGGACGCUGGUCCUACUUCCGCAUGUGUAACUUUCUGUGUUACUUCUUCUACAAGAAUUUUGCCUUCACACUGGUUCACUUCUGGUACGGCUUCUUCUGUGGUUUCUCAGCUCAGGUGAGUAAACUGAUUAUUUUUGCAGGUUGUUUUACAUGAAAUAGGAUGUUUAUCAUUUUUUUGUCGUUGUUGAUGAUACUGUAUUUGAAAAGCCUCAUUAAGAAACAAAAACAUUUUACACAUUUUUAAGCACAACCCUUCUCUUUCUACAGACUGUGUAUGACCAGUGGUUUAUUACGCUCUUCAACAUUGUGUAUACUUCUCUACCAGUCCUGGCGAUGGGAUUAUUUGACCAGGUACAGGUGUUUGAUAUGUUACAAUAAUAAAAUAAGUGACUCAAAGUUUUCGGGUAAUAUCAAAUAAUCUGUCUUCAUUUCUUAUUUUAGAAAGGUCCAUUUGUUUCCAAUUUAAACAUCUUUUACUGUCUUUUUUGUUUUUCUUUGGGGGAAUAUCUUGUUUAGUAGACCCAUGUUGAGUCAUAAUAAACAAACACUAUGUCCAACCUUAUAUUAGGUACCUCACAACAUUAUUGAAUUUAAAAUCUGCCACACAGCUACCAUUAAGCAUCUUUCCAUGAGAGCAUAUCACAUUAAACACUCAUAGCAUCUCUGUGUCUGACAGGACGUGGAUGACCAGAACAGCCUUCGUUACCCAGGCCUGUACAAACUCGGCCAACAGAACCUCCUUUUUAACAAACGCCAGUUUUUCCUGUGCACACUGCAGGGGCUGGGAACAUCCUCCCUGCUCUUUUUCAUUCCCUAUGGAGCUUUCUCUGUCAUGGUCAAAGAGGAUGGCUCUCACUUUACUGACCAACAAACAUUUGCUGUCACCAUAGCAACGUCCUUGGUCAUUGUUGUAAGUGUUCAGGUAAGAGAGAGAAACAUAAACAGCCCUGUUGAUUAGAAAUGUUACCUCUAAACUCGUGAUUUUUGAUGCUUGUUUCUGUUUGUAGAUUGGACUGGACAAACACUACUGGACAGCUGUCAAUCACCUCUUUAUCUGGGGCAGCUUAACUAUAUAUUUCGCCUUGUUAUUUGCAAUGCAAAGUGACGGCAUGUUUGGUCUCCUUCCAGGACACUUUUCAUUUAUAGGUGAGUUUUACUCAGCUGGAUGUAAAAACAAAAAUAGGACAAAGAAAUUAGAGAUACUGAUUUUAAUUUUUUUUUUCAGGCACAGCUCGUAACAGUCUGUCAGAGGCGAGUGUGUGGUUGGUUAUUCUGCUCACCUCUGUGGUCUGUGUUGUACCUGGCUUAGUGGUCAGCUUCCUGAGGGUAAACCUCUUCCCAACUCUGACAGAUAAGGUACGAGAACUCCCCGCAUAAAUGAUUCAUUAAAAGUUUUAUCAUCUACAGCUACAGUUUUGAAGGAUUUACUCAUUAAUACAAAAGCACUUAAAAAACUGUAAAAAUCACAGUUUGCAAAGAUAUCUUUAUCACUUAGUUACUGCAGUCUAAAAAUGUCCCUCAAACCCUCUCAAAAUCAUGCAAUUUGCAAAAAAUAAAAAGUUAAAAUAAAGAAAAAUUAAAUAUAGAAUUGGGUUCUUUUGGCGUGGCAUUGACUUUCCUUUUGUUCACAUUUAGCAUCUUAUAAUCUCCAAGAUUCAUUUUUCACUUUGAAGGCGCCCAAAACGUGUCGCAGAAGCCUGUUUAGCCAUCUAUACAUCCUCAGCAGCAACUUAACAAUGCCAUAUCUGAUCAUUUAUGGGUCACAGGGGGCAUUUUAGGCAGAAAGAGCUCCUUCACAUACUUAUUGUUUUGUUGUUGAUGUCACUUGUGCACUAGAGCUUAUGUAGGAUAUAUGUAGGAUGGAGUAUUUUUUCAUUGUGGUGUUGGUGCUGUUGUGCAAAUAAAGGAUCAAGGGACUUCUACCAACCCUGCUGUUUUCGUACAGGUUCGACAUCUGCAGCAGUCUAGAAAGAAGGAAGGAGCUUACGAGCAGAACCUGAAGCGAGUUCGCAGGACAAGCUCGCGACGCUCUGCAUACGCGUUCUCCCACCAGCAGGGCUACGGAGAGCUGAUCACCUCAGGUAAAAACAUGAGAGUGGGAUCUCUGUCUUCUGCUCGCUCUCCUGUGAGGACUCCACACAGCCCCACCUGGAUAGAAAAUGUGUUCAAGAGCAAAAAUGAAGUCUUUUGCAUCUCUGAUGAAAACCCAGGAGCACCAGAAAGCAGAGAAAAAGCAGAGACAGAGACACACAGACUGAAAAACAACAGCACUCAGACUCAGCUUGACCUUUAACUUAGAGGUACAGGACAGACUGUAGGACACCGUACGCUUGGAUCUCCAGACAAAGUACAGAUUUGAGUUAUUUAUGUUCAAAUCCUGAGAUAGGAGAAUACCUCAGACAUUGCUGCUCAUGUGAAGUCUGUUAAAUGAUGAAGGCCAAUCAAA